Molecule: messenger RNA, 1550 nt
Organism: Oncorhynchus mykiss (rainbow trout)
Lineage: Eukaryota; Metazoa; Chordata; Actinopteri; Salmoniformes; Salmonidae
Gene: mogat3a
Product: monoacylglycerol O-acyltransferase 3a
Biological process (GO): triglyceride biosynthetic process
Cellular component (GO): endoplasmic reticulum membrane
Molecular function (GO): diacylglycerol O-acyltransferase activity
Source: RefSeq, a predicted model, not a curated record
UAUUUCAUCAAGUUUGUUUGCAGAGUUUAACUCCAUUAGGAAGGUGAACUAGAGACCAGCAACAACUGAAUAACAGAACUUCCACAGCGCUGCCCGAGCCCUUCAGUUUCAGAACUUUUAGUUGCAUCAAAUUAGGAACUUUCACUCAAAACAGCAACGUGUUUCCUCAUACACACACACACAGAAAGACAGAGACAGACAGAGAGAAGGGGACCAGACAGACUAACCCUCACCUUGUAGCCGGAAAGGUUGCGUCUUUCCCGGAGAUGAAGAUCCAGUUCGCUCCGCUAAACAUCCCGCUGCGGAGGAGACUCCAGACAGCUGCUGUGCUGCAGUGGGUUUUCUCUUUCCUGGCGCUAGCCCAGUGCUGUCUAGCAGGCUAUGUGUUGCUAUGCGUCUCUGACUGGUGGGUUCUGGCUGCGCUGUAUGCUGGUUGGCUGUAUCUGGACAGGGACACACCCACCAGUGGGGGUCGGAGGUCAGAGUGGCUUCGGAACUGGAGCGUCUGGAAACACUUCAGAGACUACUUCCCUCUCAAUCUCAUAAAGAUGGUGGAUCUGGACCCUGGUUCUAACUACAUCUUUGGGUUCCACCCCCAUGGUGUUCUAGUGGCGGGGGGUUUUGGGAACUUCUGUACGGAGGCGUCAGGGUUCUCCUCGCUGUUCCCCGGGCUGACCCCCUACCUCCUGAUGCUGCCAUUCUGGUUCAGAGUACCCUUCUUUAGGGACUACAUCAUGUGUGGAGGUCUGGUAUCCAGUGAGAAAGCCAGCCUGUCCUACCUGCUCUCAGCUCCUAGAGGAGGUAAUGUGGCGGUGGUGGCUAUAGGGGGCGCUCCAGAGGCUCUAGACGCCCGGCCAGGUGCUCUCACCCUUCAGAUUCUACACCGCAAGGGAUUCAUCAAACUGGCACUAAAACACGGGGCUCAGUUAGUACCUGUGUUCUCCUUUGGGGAGAAUGAGCUCUUCGACCAGAUGACCAACCCUACCGGCUCGCCGCUCCGUUGGCUACAGGACCACCUGCAAAGGCUCAUGGGAGUGGCACUGCCGCUGUUCACCGGGAGAGGAGUGUUCCAGUACAGCUUUGGUCUACUGCCCUACAGACAGCCCAUACACACUGUUGUGGGUAGGCCUAUUCCAGUGGUCCAGACCCCCUCUCCCACUAAGGAUGAUAUAGACGGUCUCCAUUCUCUCUACCUGGAGGGCCUCACUACGGUGUUUGAAGACAACAAGGAGAACUACGGCAUUGCACCAGACAAACACCUCCACUUCAUCUAGACACACAUCUGUGUGAAGAGUUGUUCACACGUAUAAUCAGAAAAAAAAUAAGAUUUACAGAUUAACCCAAAGAUGCUGCAACACCUUCUAGGUCAGAGUUCUAGCUUUUUUUUCUACUGUUAUUGACUUGUUUAUUGUUUACUCCAUGUGUAACUCUGUGUUGUUGUCUGUUCACACUGCUAUACUUUAUCUUGGCCAGGUCGCAGUUGUAAAUGAGGACUUGUUCUCAACUAGCCUACCUGGUUAAAUAAAGGUGAAAUAAAAUGUUUAAAAAUA